This is a messenger RNA of Coccidioides posadasii C735 delta SOWgp, 1215 nucleotides long. RefSeq lists its product as uncharacterized. Gene Ontology annotation, molecular function: ribosome binding; RNA binding; translation initiation factor activity. Gene Ontology annotation, biological process: translational initiation. The record is from RefSeq and is a predicted model, not a curated record. NCBI's taxonomy places the organism in Eukaryota, Fungi, Ascomycota, Eurotiomycetes, Onygenales, Onygenaceae. Gene Ontology annotation, cellular component: eukaryotic translation initiation factor 2 complex; eukaryotic 48S preinitiation complex.
GAUAGGAUCCUUCGCCUCCCAGAGAGGUGACCAGCCCCGCCAUCAUGUCGUUAACGAAUUGUCGGUUCUAUGAGGAGAAGUACCCGGAGAUUGAUAGCUUCGUGAUGGUGAACGUGAAGCAGAUUGCGGAGAUGGGAGCUUACGUGAACCUGCUUGAAUACGACAACAUCGAUGGGAUGAUUCUGCUAUCCGAACUAUCCAGACGUCGUAUUAGAAGUAUACAGAAACUCAUUCGCGUCGGGAGGAACGAGGUCGUCGUUGUUCUUCGUGUAGACAAGGAAAAGGGAUAUAUCGAUUUGUCGAAACGUCGAGUAUCCGCCGAAGAUGUGGUCAAGUGUGAGGAGCGGUACAACAAGAGCAAGUCUGUUCACUCGAUUAUGCGACAUGUUGCCGAGAAGACAAGGACUCCGAUCGAGACAUUAUACCAACAAAUUGGAUGGCCAUUGAAUAAAAAAUACGGGCACGCCAACGAUGCUUUCAAGCUCUCUAUCACAAAUCCUAGCAUUUGGGACGACGUUACCUUCCCUAGCCAAGCUGUCAAGGACGAAUUGUUGUUGCACAUCAGCAAACGACUCACACCACAGCCGACCAAGGUUCGUGCAGAUAUCGAAGUUACAUGCUUCAGCUACGAAGGAAUCGACGCCGUCAAGGAAGCUUUGCGAACUGCCGAGGCCAACAACACCACAGACAACCAAGUCAAGGUGAAAUUGGUCUCUCCACCGCUAUAUGUUUUAACCAGUCACUGCUUGGACAAGAAUCUCGGAAUCAAGACGCUGGAAGAUGCAAUCAAGGGUAUCACUGAGAAAAUUCGGGCGUCUGGUGGAUCCUGUGUUGUGCAAAUGGCUCCCAAGGCCGUCACCGAAGAAGAUGAGGCCGAUCUCCAGGCACUCAUGGAAAAGAAAGAGCGUGAAAACCAGGAGGUCAGCGGUGAUGAGAGUGUCAGCGAGAGUGACGAUGCGAUGGUCGAGUGAAUUUGAAAUGCAUUUGCUUUAUGAUUUGGAAUGAAUUUUAAAGAUUAUCGCUCGCCCAGUCUUCCAAAUGUGAUCUUGAGGGAUAUCUGAAGGGUCGGCACUGGUAUGAAAAUAGCGCUAGACAAAAAAUGGAAAACAUGGGAAUCUCGCAUUUGUCGCUCUUUGCAUAUGCUGCAGUCCUCCAGUUGCAGCGCUCAACAAGCUGACUGUACAAGUACUUACGUGGCGACCCAAGUUAGUGCCA